Messenger RNA from Nannospalax galili (Upper Galilee mountains blind mole rat), 3745 nucleotides. RefSeq names its product zinc finger protein 790. The transcript has 5 exons. Gene Ontology annotation, biological process: regulation of DNA-templated transcription. The record is from RefSeq and is a predicted model, not a curated record. Bases 466 to 2799 code for a protein of 777 amino acids. NCBI's taxonomy places the organism in Eukaryota, Metazoa, Chordata, Mammalia, Rodentia, Spalacidae.
UAGUGUGGCUAGAAAACAGGAAAAGCAUCAUGCAGGAGGUCAUUUAAACGUGACCGGAAACACCUUGAAGGUCUCGUGCACAGAUGUGGGCGUUGUGUGGGCGAUUUUCUCUGCUGAGAGAAGAUAUGGCGGUUAAAGCCAGGGCCUGUCAGUUGACAGUUGGGCUCUGGCUUGUUAAAGGCGGUGCGGAAUAGGACUACAUUUCCCAGAGUGCCUUGCGCCCACGGUAACGUCCUAAAAACUCUUGGGUUUGUUCCGGUUCAAAUUGGCAUCUGGCCUGCCUUCCGGGAUGUGAGGGGCGUUUGGGAGCCUCAACCUGGAGACUAGUCACCCCCGAGGUCUAGUACGGGGAUGAGGGACAUUCCACCCAGCGGAACACCGAGUUCUGAAGAGGCUGUGGAAGGAGUCUGCUUUGUAAAGACAGGAAUCAAGUGGAGGACUGAUCACUCUGAGGAGCUUUAAAUCAUGGCCCAUGUAAUGACAUUCAGGGAUGUGGCUAUAGAUUUCUCUCAAGAGGAAUGGGAAUGCCUAAACCCGGAACAGAAGAAUUUAUACAGAGAUGUGAUGUUGGAGAACUACAGCCACCUUGUCUCAGUGGGACUUUGCAUUUAUCAACCACAUGUGUUCCCCAUGUUGGAAAAAGACCAAGAUACCUGGAUGGAUUUAGACAAGACAAGAGGAUUUUGCCCAGAUACGGAUUCCUCAUGGCAGGUGAAGUUACUACCAAAACAUAGCACAUUUUCAAGGGAAUUAUCCCGGUGGGAAAUAAUGGAAGUUGAUAUAAGCCACAGCCUUGAAGGUUCAUGUCUUAGAGGUGAUUGGGAAGACAAAGGUGAGGGUCAAACACAAAAUGAAAAUCAAGAGGAAUGUUUUCAGCAAAUGACUCUCACUUAUGAAAAUCUGCCUACUUUGAACCAGCUCACAGCUUUGAAUCAAUAUCCAAAGCUAAAUAUAGAAGAGAAAUCAAAUGAAUACAAAUAUGAAAAACCCUUUAGUUUUGGCCCAGACCACACUCAGUAUCAGUUAAUUCACACUGGUGAGAAAUUCAGGGAAGAUGUGGAAUGUGGGAAGACCUUUCCUCCUGCUUCCACACUUACUCAAUAUCAGAAAGUUCACACUGGUAAAAAGAAAACAUAUCAGUGUGAAGAAUGUGGCAAGGCUUUUAGUUUUCGUUCAAGUCUUACGGGUCAUAAGAGAAUUCAUACUGGGGAGAAGCCCUUUAAAUGUAAGGAAUGUGGGAAGGCCUUUAGGUUUCAUUCACUGCUCAGUGUCCAUGAGAGGAUUCAUACUGGUGAGAAGUCUUACGAAUGUAAGGAAUGUGGGAAGUACUUUAAUUACAGCUCAGACCUUACCCGGCAUCACAGAAUUCAUACUGGUGAAAAACCCUAUCACUGUAGGGAAUGUGGAAAGGCCUUUAGUUGUGGCUCAGACCUUACUCGUCAUGAGAGAAUUCAUACUGGUGAAAAGCCCUAUGAAUGUAAUGAAUGUGGAAAGGCUUUUAUUCAGCAGUCACAUCUUAUUAAACAUCAGCGAAUUCACACUGGUGAAAAACCUUAUGUAUGUAAGGAGUGUGGGAAAGCUUUUACAUGUGGGUCACAGCUAACCCAACAUAAGAAAAUUCAUACUGGUGAUAAAUUGCAUAAAUGUAAAGAAUGUAAAAAUGCCUUUAGUUUUGCCUUAGAUCAUACUCAACGUCAGUUAAUUUACAUUGGUGAGAAAUUCAUUGAAGAUAAGGAAAAUGGAAAGACCUUUUUGCCUGACUCAGAGCUUAUUCAGUAUCAGACAAUUAAUACUGGUAAGAAAAUAUAUGAAUGUAAAGAAUGUGGCAAGGCUUUUAGUUUACGUUCCAUUGUUAGUGGUCUCAAGAAAAUUCAUAAUAGGGAGAAAUCUUUUAAAUGUAAGGACUGUGAGAAGGCCUUUCGUUGCCCCUCAGACCUUGCUCGACAUCAGAAAAUCCAUACUGGUGAAAAGCCCUAUAAGUGUAAAGAAUGUGAUAAGGCAUUUAUUUGUAGAUCAGACCUUGGUCGACAUCAGAGAGUUCAUACAGGUGUAAAGCCUUAUGUAUGUAAGGAAUGUGGUAAAGCUUUCACUCGUGGUGCACACCUAACUCAACAUCAGAAAAUUCACAUUAAGAAAUCACAUGAAUUCAAUGAAGAUGAAAAGGCCUUUAGUUCUGGCUUAGAGCAUGCUCAACAUCCAUUAGUUCAUACUGGUGAGAAGUUCUGGGAAGAUAAGGGAUAUGCAGAGAAUUUUCUUCAUGAUUCAGAACUUCCUCAAUUUCAGACUGCUAAGACAUCAUAUGAAUAUAAAGAGCGUGGCAGGGACUUCAGUUGGCAUUCAAGUGAUAGGAAUCUUAAGACAAUACAUAUUAGGGAAAAACGUUUUCAAUGUAAGGAAUGCCCAAAGGCCUUUAGAUAUAGCUCAGAACUUACUCGACAUCAGAGACUACAUACCGGUGAAAAGCCCUAUAAAUGUCAGGAAUGUUGGAAGGCAUUUGCUUCUGCUUCUGACCUUGCUCGACAUCAGAGAAUUCAUACUGGUGAAAGGCCCUAUGAAUGUAACGAAUGUGGGAAAGCCUUUAUUCAGCAGUCACAUCUUAUUAAGCACCAGAGAAUUCACAGUGUUGAACAGCCCAAGGAUGUAAUGAAUGUAGAAAAGCCUUUAGUCAGUGGUCACAUGUUAUUAAACAUGAGAGAAUUCACACUGGUCAAUAAUCUUAUAAAUGUAAGGAGUGUUGGAAAGAUUUUACUCAUGGCUCAGCUAUGUCAGCAGACUUACACUGAUGAGAAAUCCAGCUGAUAAUAGUGUGUAGAAAAGCCUGUUUUUGUGGUGCAACUCUUACCAAACAUCAGAGUGUCCAUGUUCGUAAGAAGCCUAUGUGUGUGAGAAAUUUGGGAAAGCCUUCCACACCACUGAAUUCACGGUGGUAGGAAAUCUUGCUAGUAUAAGCAAUGUGGAAAGACUCAUCUUGAGUUCAUAUCUUUCACAAUGUGAGAAAAUUCACAUGCGGAAACUGAAUAUAAGGAAUAUGGGGAGACCUUUUUUCAUGGCUCAGAAUUUAAUAGACAUCAGAAAAUUGGGUUGGCAAAGUACAUGCAACACCAGGAAUGUGGAAACAUUAUUCAUGAUUCAAAACUUAACUGAUAACACAUACUGAAGAGCAGUGUAAGUGAAGAAUGUGGAAAUGCCUUUCAGACUCACAACUUACUUGACUUUAGAGAAUGUAUACUGGCAGGGGACCUUACUUACAUAAGAAUGUGGAGCAUCCUUUACCUGGCACUCAUCCCUCCAGGAAAUUUAUACGGAUGCAGAACCCUAUAAAUGUAAGAAAAGUGGCCAGACAUUUAGUCAUUGUAUAAACUUUGCUCAACAACUGGAGAUGUGUCCUUUGUAUGGUGUGAUACCUAGGCCAUGUGUGUGUUGUGCAAGUACUCUACUUCUGAAUCCUCGGCCCUUAGAAUACUUGACUUUUGAGGAAACCUAUGAAGCUAAAGAUAUUGAUACAAGAACUUGCUUUUCACCAUUGUAAAGUCUCAUGAUACCAAAAUAAGAAAAUCAAUGUAUUUAUGACUCUGAAUUAUUUUUAGAAAUUGUUUCAAUGACCUUUUGACAAAACAAUAUGACUUUCAUCAGAAGUCAUGGUGCAUGGUGUAAUCAAUGUUAAUUUAGGCUAUUAUUUAUAUUACCAUAAUGAUGCCUUAGUAUAAGAAGUUGCAUAUAGCUCCUUUUUUUAUUUAUUUAUUUA